AUGGAUGAUGGAAGUUAUUCGGUUAGAAAUCAAGAUUUACAAGCCAAUAAAUCGUUUUGGCCUUUUCCAAUGACCGGUGCUCGUAAGCGAUCCAGGCCUUGCCCCAAAAGAUUACAUUUCGGGGAUAAUGACAACGAAUGGAUCCCUUCAUUCAGAGCACAGGUCAAGUCCUCGAACAACCAUCAAAAUACUUUAAACGUUUCGCCAGCAAACGAAUAUCAGCAAAUCCAACGACAGCCCAGUAAAUAUUUCGAAGCGCAAACUAAUUUACGUGACUCUGCUACAACCGAAAAUAUAUUUUAUCAAUAUUUACAGCAGCAACAAAAUAACGAAAUUCCUAGUGCUGAGAGAAAUAUUUCCGCAGCAACCACCAAUAAUGAGAGUGUUGGUAAAAAUCUUCGUGAUAUUCAUUUUGAAAAAAUUCAAGAUGAUGAGGUUGAAAAUAUUGAUAACGCUAUUUCCUAUUUAUCAAAGUCAAAUAAUCCACAAACAGUAGAUGAAAUAUCAAGCAAUGAGAAUGUUGAAUGUGAACCCACAUCUUCAGAGGAAGCAGACAGUAGAAGAACUAAAUUAGAUAAAUCAAUGGUUUACGUUACUGUUACCGAAAAGCUUAUAAAAUGUAUACCGAUAAAAUCGUUCACGGAAACUGAACAAUUAAAACAUUUGAGCUCAAGCGAUGUCAAUGUCGUAUACAGAAAAAAUGCUGAUCGUCUCAAUCGUAAACAAAAUUUUGAAACAAAGAAAAUACUUGUAGAUGACACGAAAAACGCAAAGUUUGACAAGCAAACCGGAGUAUCAUUUAAUAAUCAUGAAAUGCCUAGAGCUGGAGAUACACAAGUAGCAUCACUGCACAACACUAGAAUUUGCUAUGCUUGUAGUUCUGUUAGUGAUCCAACUUGCUGGAUGCCUGAUAAGAUGACAACAGUGAAGUACUGCCGGAAAGGGCACAACACAUGCAUUUCAAAAACCAUUAAGAGUAACAAUGAGCUAAUCAUGGUUCGUGAUUGUGGAGUGUCGUGCGAAGCUAACUCUUUCCCCGAUUUGAUACCGCGUUACGAAUCCUGCUCAGUUUGUCAUACCGAUUUUUGUAAUAGUGCUUCUAUUGUAGGCCAUAAUUUCCUACUUUUAUAUUUAGUAAUUACUGUUUUAAAAUAUGCACUCGCAUACUUUUCUUAA
This is a messenger RNA of Bombyx mandarina (wild silkworm), 1176 nucleotides long. RefSeq lists its product as uncharacterized. The record is from RefSeq and is a predicted model, not a curated record. Lineage: Eukaryota; Metazoa; Arthropoda; Insecta; Lepidoptera; Bombycidae.